GGCGGCGCACGCGAUGGGCGGGGUGUGGACGCCGCUGCGAUGGCUGCCCACAGGUGUCGGACCAGCGGAGCCCCCGGCCCCUCUCAGAGCCCGGCCUCCUGACGCCGCUAGGGGGCGGGGCCCCCCCGGGCCGCCUCCGCCGCUGUCAUGUAUCCGCCGCUGCCGCCGCCGGCGCCGCAUCGGGACUUCAUCUCGGUGACGCUGAGCCUCGGCCAGAGCUACGACGGAAGCAAAAGCUGGCGGCGGCGCUCGUGCUGGAGGAAAUGGAAGCAGCUGUCGAGGUUGCAGCGGAACGUGAUACUCUUCUCGCUCACGUUCCUGAUGCUCUGUGGCUUCCUGUCCUACAUCAGCGUGGCUGACCAGUGGACAGCCGUGGACGGCAGGUCAGCGGAAGAGCAGAAAACGAGACCAGCAGAUCCACCCGUCUUGCCAGCUCCUCAGAAAGCAGAUGCACAUCCAGAAAACAUGCAGGGGGCCUUACCUCAGAAGCCUCAGAGGCAUUUCCGACGGGGACCACCCAACCUGCAUCUUAGAGCCCCCGGUAAAGACUCCGAGGACCCGAGGCAGGGAGACACCAAGCGGAGGGAUGAGGCGGUGGGCGAUGCUCAUCAGGAGGAAAGCACGCAGAGAACGGUGGUCAGCUGGAGGGGAGCGGUGAUUGAGCCGCAGCCCGGCACCGAACUUCCUUCGAGGAAGGCAGAGGCCCCCGCCAGGCCUUCCUCCCAGGCCCCCAGGAUUCAGAACCCAGCAGCCUCCCCAAACGAGCGUCAGAGAGCUGUGAUUGACGCCUUCCGCCACGCGUGGGCCGGAUACCGCAAAUUCGCCUGGGGCCAUGAUGAGCUGAAACCUGUGUCCAGGUCCUUCAGUGAGUGGUUUGGCCUGGGCCUGACCCUGAUUGACGCUCUGGACACCAUGUGGAUUUUGGGUCUGAAAAAAGAGUUUGAAGAGGCCAGGAAGUGGGUGUCGAAGAAGCUACGGUUUCAGAAAGAUGUGGACGUCAACCUGUUUGAGAGCACAAUCCGGAUCCUUGGUGGGCUUCUGAGCGCCUACCACCUGUCGGGGGACGAGCUCUUCCUGAGGAAGGCUGAAGAUUUUGGGAAUCGGCUCAUGCCUGCGUUCCAGACGCCUUCCAAGAUCCCGUACUCCGACGUCAACAUCGGCACUGGGGCCGCCCACCCGCCCCGCUGGACCUCGGACAGCACGGUGGCCGAGGUCACGAGCAUUCAGCUGGAGUUCCGGGAGCUCUCGCGCCUCACGGGAAGUAAGAAGUUUCAGGAGGCUGCGGAGGAGGUGACGCGGCAUGUCCACUCCCUGUCGGGCAAGAAGGACGGGCUGGUGCCCAUGUUCAUCAAUACGCACAGCGGCCUCUUCACGCACAUGGGCGUGUUCACUCUGGGAGCCAGGGCCGACAGCUACUACGAGUACCUGCUGAAGCAGUGGAUCCAGGGUGGAAAGCAGGAGACGCAGUUGCUAGAAGACUACCUGGAAGCCAUCGAGGGAAUCAGAAGGCACCUGCUGCGCAGGUCUGAGCCCAGAAAGCUCACCUUCGUGGGGGAGCUGGCCCACGGCCGCUUCAGCGCCAAGAUGGACCACCUGGUAUGCUUCCUGCCAGGGACGCUGGCUCUGGGCGCCCACCACGGCCUGCCCGCCGACCACAUGGAGCUGGCCCGGGCGCUCAUGGACACCUGCUACCAGAUGAACCGUCAGAUGGAGACGGGGCUGAGCCCCGAAAUCGUGCACUUCAACCUGUACCCCCAGAACGACCACAAAGACGUGCAAGUCAAGCCGGCCGACAGGCACAACCUGCUGCGGCCCGAGACGGUGGAGAGCCUGUUCUACUUGUACCGCCUCACGGGGGACCGCAAGUACCAGGACUGGGGCUGGGAAAUUCUGCAGAGCUUCAACACGUACACGCGGGUCCCCUCGGGUGGCUACUCCUCCAUCAGCAACGUCCAGGAUCCCCUCAAUCCCCAGCCCAGGGACAAGAUGGAGAGCUUUUUUCUGGGGGAGACGCUUAAGUACCUGUAUCUGCUCUUCUCUGAUGACCCAGACCUGCUCAGCCUGGACACCUAUGUGUUCAACACGGAGGCUCACCCCUUGCCCAUCUGGGCCCCGCCUAGGGAGGUGUGAUGCCCCUGUGGGCCUUGCCUAGGGUUCUCAUUUGUCUGGUUUUUGUGGAACCUGUUCAGCACAUCCCUGGUCAUGUUUUGGUCCAGUGUCCUGGGUCUUGGCCCUUUUGUCCACCUAGCUGGAGCCUGUGGCCCAGGCCAGGCUGAGGACAGAACCCAGCAUUCCUUAGCUGCAGUGUCUCAGGGCCUGAGGUGGUCAGGGCUGUUGGCUUCUCGUCCUGGCGGCUUCUCGUCACAGCUGUGUUCUAGGGUCUUCGCCAUUCAGCCCGUCCACCAGGGAGUCUCCUGCUUCCCGAAGAAACUGGAAUCAUGAUGUACAUUCCUGGUACCCACACGUCUUUCCGUCCGUCGGUGCCCAGCCCUGUGUCCACAUCCCUGCAUCUUUGGGGCUGUUCUGGGUAGCCCCGUCCUGUUCAGAGACAAGAGCUAAAGGGAUGUCCCGACGUGGGGCUCAGCCUGGAGUCUCAGAGCUUGCUUGUGUGCUGGCCCGAGGGUCUUGGGGCACCUGCGGGCUGUGGUGUUUACACAUUGGACUCAGGGAUCCUCUCCCGGCCCUGCAGGGGCCGGGAGUGGGAGGGGGGUGGUUCCUUCUGCUCCUGGACCACCCCAGAGAAUGGACUUUCCAGGCAGCAUAAAGGUAGAUUGCUAUGAC
Canis lupus familiaris (dog) is the source of this 2781-nucleotide messenger RNA. RefSeq names its product endoplasmic reticulum mannosyl-oligosaccharide 1,2-alpha-mannosidase. Lineage: Eukaryota; Metazoa; Chordata; Mammalia; Carnivora; Canidae. The transcript is spliced from 13 exons. Gene Ontology annotation, molecular function: mannosyl-oligosaccharide 1,2-alpha-mannosidase activity; calcium ion binding. The record is from RefSeq and is a predicted model, not a curated record. The coding region runs from base 148 to 2130 and encodes 660 amino acids. Gene Ontology annotation, cellular component: endoplasmic reticulum; membrane. Gene Ontology annotation, biological process: N-glycan processing; carbohydrate metabolic process.